Drosophila melanogaster (fruit fly) is the source of this 3880-nucleotide messenger RNA. RefSeq names its product pre-mRNA processing factor 16 (gene Prp16). Bases 102 to 3770 code for a protein of 1222 amino acids. The transcript has 4 exons. Gene Ontology annotation, molecular function: nucleic acid binding; ATP binding; hydrolase activity. Lineage: Eukaryota; Metazoa; Arthropoda; Insecta; Diptera; Drosophilidae. The record is from RefSeq and is marked reviewed.
UCAGCUGUGCCCAAGAACGCCAACGCGAAUGAAUCGUUUUUGCGACAACGAGCAAGACUCGCGAAAUAGCCAAGGAGCAACAGACUAACCAGCACAACAGGAUGUCCGACGACGACGAGUCGGGUGUCCAUCGGCUGGAGGGCACCGCUGGCCAGGAGACGCGCGGCGGCCUGGUCAUCCGGAAGCCCAAGGAUGCCGGCGCUGGCGGUGGCGGUGGAUUCAAGGUGCCGCAGGGAUCGAUGUUGGGCCUGGACAAGCUGGCGGCCAAGCGACGGGCCGAAAAGGAGCGAUCCGAGCGACUGAUCUCCUUCAAGGACAGCGAAUUCGAUGACACCGGCGGCGGGAGCUCCACGCCGCAGGCCAACGCCUCUGGCGCUUCCAGUGAGUUUGCCUUCAAGAAACCGGACACCAAGAGCUUCGAAAAGCUGCGCGGCCAGCUGCGCGAGCACAAAGACGAUACACCCUCGCACACCGGCGGCGUUUCCGAGAAGGCACGCGAGCGUCUGCGCGAGCACAUCCAGCGGGACAGAAAACGUGGCCCAGUCAGCAGCACAGCGGCAGAGGGCAGGGACAGGGAUCGCGACUGGGAUCGUGACCGACGCAGGGACCGGGACAGAGAUCGGGAUCGUGACCGCGACCGGCGCCAACACAGAGAAAGGGAGCGCGAUCGGCACCGCAGCUGGGAUCGGGAUCGUGGUCGUGAUCGUGAUCGUGAUCGCUCCAUGUCCGAGCGCAGUGUCCAUACGCCGCGUGAGCCGGGAACACCAGGCGGCAGCAGCGGUGGCAUAUCCAAUAGCUCGUGGGACGACGAGGACGGCGAGUUUGGACAGCGCAAGUCGGACUGGGAUAUGCCAACGCCCAGACGCCAUGGCAACAAGUCGGGUGAUUGGUCAGUGCGGAGCGGCGGCAGUCGGCGUAAUCACGGACGCCAGGAUGACACUGUCCGGCCAACGCCAGCGCAUCGCUACAAUCAGUGGGCACACGGUCGCAAGCGAAGCGGCGCAACGCCAUGGGGCGAGGAUCCCGAAUCGCUGGAUCUGUGGGAGGAGGAGCAGCGUCGCCUCGACCGCGAGUGGUACAACAUUGACGAGGGCUACGACGAUGAGAACAAUCCAUUCGGUGGCCCCAACUCCGAGUACUUUCGCAAGCGCGAAGAGCAGCUGGAGCAGAAGAGAACAAAGAGAAUCAGCGCUCAGCAGCGCCAGAAUAACCGUGACAACGAGUUGUGGGAGCGCAAUCGUAUGCUCACCUCGGGCGUGGUCACAUUGAUCAGCGUCAACGACGAUUUCGAUGAGGAGGCGCUGGAGCGAGUGCAUCUCCUGGUGCAUCACAUAAUACCGCCAUUUCUCGACGGCCGCAUCGUGUUCACCAAGCAACCGGAGCCGGUGGUGCCCGUCAAGGAUCCCACCUCGGAUAUGGCACUGCUGGCGCGCAAGGGCAGCGCCCUGGUGCGCAACUAUCGCGAGCAAAAGGAGCGGCGCAAGGCGCAAAAGAAGCACUGGGAGCUGAGCGGCACCAAGCUGGGCAACAUUAUGGGUGUACAGCGGCCGCAGGACGAGGACGAUAUGCGUUUCGACAAGGAGAAGGACAAGGCCGACUAUCGCAAGGAUCAGAAGUUCGCCGACCAUAUGCGCGACCAGGAUACGGGUGGCAAGAGCGAUUUCUCGCGCAAAAAGACCAUCUCGGAGCAGCGCCGCUUCCUGCCCGUUUUCGCAUCGCGUCAAGAGUUGCUCAACGUUAUUCGCGAGAACUCGGUGAUCAUUAUCGUGGGCGAGACGGGCAGCGGCAAGACGACACAGCUAACCCAGUAUCUUCACGAGGAUGGCUACAGCAAGCGUGGCAUGAUCGGUUGCACGCAGCCGCGUCGUGUGGCCGCCAUGUCGGUGGCCAAGCGAGUCUCCGACGAGAUGGACACCCAGCUGGGCGAGGACGUGGGCUAUGCCAUCCGUUUCGAGGACUGCACGUCGGAGCGCACGGUCAUCAAGUACAUGACGGAUGGUAUUCUGCUCCGCGAGAGUCUGCGUGAUCCGGAACUAGACAGCUACUCCGCCAUCAUUAUGGACGAGGCCCACGAGCGAUCCCUUUCGACGGACGUGCUCUUUGGAUUGCUGCGCGAGAUUGUGGCCCGGCGACAUGACCUGAAGCUGAUCGUGACCUCCGCCACGAUGGACUCGAGCAAGUUUGCCACCUUCUUCGGCAACGUGCCCACGUUCACCAUUCCGGGACGCACCUUUCCCGUGGACGUGAUGUUCAGCAAGAACACCUGCGAGGAUUACGUGGAAUCGGCGGUGAAGCAAGCGUUGCAGGUUCACCUCACGCCCAACGAGGGCGACAUGCUCAUCUUCAUGCCCGGCCAGGAGGACAUCGAGGUGACGUGCGAGGUGCUCGAGGAGCGACUGGCGGAGAUCGAUAAUGCGCCGGCACUAAGCAUACUGCCCAUCUAUUCGCAAUUGCCGUCCGAUUUGCAAGCAAAGAUCUUUCAGAAAUCCAGCGAUGGAUUGCGCAAGUGUGUGGUGGCCACGAACAUAGCGGAAACAUCGCUAACCGUCGACGGCAUCAUCUACGUUAUCGAUUCCGGCUACUGCAAACUGAAGGUCUACAAUCCGCGCAUCGGCAUGGACGCCCUGCAGAUCUAUCCCAUAUCGCAGGCGAAUGCCAAUCAGCGCAGCGGUCGUGCCGGACGCACAGGACCCGGUCAGGCGUACCGCUUGUAUACGCAGCGCCAGUACAAGGACGAGCUGUUGGCCCUAACCGUGCCCGAGAUUCAGCGGACCAAUCUGGCCAAUACGGUGCUGUUGCUCAAGUCACUGGGCGUCGUCGAUCUGCUGCAAUUCCACUUUAUGGAUCCACCGCCGCAGGAUAACAUUCUUAACUCGCUGUACCAGUUGUGGAUCCUGGGAGCACUGGACCACACUGGUGCGCUGACCACACUGGGUCGCCAGAUGGCCGAAUUCCCGUUGGAUCCGCCCCAGUGCCAGAUGCUAAUCGUGGCCUGCCGCAUGGGCUGCAGUGCCGAGGUGCUGAUCAUAGUUUCCAUGUUGUCCGUGCCAUCGAUCUUCUACCGGCCAAAGGGCCGCGAGGAUGAGGCGGAUGGUGUGCGCGAAAAGUUCCAAAGGCCCGAGUCCGAUCACCUGACCUACCUCAACGUUUAUCAGCAGUGGCGCCAGAACAAUUACAGUUCGACCUGGUGCAACGAACAUUUUAUCCACAUCAAGGCGAUGCGGAAGGUGCGCGAGGUGCGGCAGCAGCUUAAGGACAUCAUGACGCAACAGAAUCUGAGCGUUAUAAGCUGCGGCAUCGACUGGGACAUUGUGAGGAAGUGCAUCUGCUCGGCAUACUUCUACCAGGCGGCCAGGCUCAAGGGUAUCGGAGAGUAUGUCAAUCUGCGAACUGGCAUGCCAUGCCACCUGCAUCCCACGUCCGCGCUGUAUGGCUUGGGCACCACGCCCGACUAUGUCGUCUAUCACGAGCUGAUCAUGACCGCCAAGGAGUAUAUGCAGUGCGCCACCGCUGUCGAUGGCUACUGGCUGGCGGAAUUGGGUCCCAUGUUCUUUUCGGUUAAGGAGUCCGGUCGCAGCGGGCGCGAGAAGAAGAAACAGGCGGCCGAGCAUCUCAAGGAGAUGGAGGAGCAGAUGCUGAAGGCGCAGCACGAGAUGGAGGAGCGCAAGCAGCAGGCCGCCGAACGGGAGGAACAGCUGGCCACCAAGCAGGAGAUCGCCACACCGGGCAAUGCCACGCCCCGACGCACGCCGGCCAGGAUUGGCCUUUGAGCAGAUGCAGAUACAGAUACAAAUAUCCGUGUGAAGCGUGUGUUCAAUGUAUUAAUUUAAGUUUAACAAGUUUUUUUGCUACAUCCUAAUAAAGAAUCAUUGUGAACUGG